CACAUCGCGAGCGAGAAACGAGCGUCCCUCGAUUUCUGUUCCCCUUUCGAGCCACGAAACGGCGCUUAAACGAGGGUAAGGUCCUCGAGCAUCCUUUCACUUUGUUACGCUUCGUUCGACAAUCAGAUUUUAACGGUUUUCAUCGACCAGAGACAGGGAAAGUUAUUGAUUCUCAUUGUGAAUUACACUUCCCAGUGACAUUCGUUGCUCCUUUUACCCCCAGGGAUAAUAUACGUAUAAAUAAGAAGUUUCAUUUUUUUAUCAAACGAGCAAGAUGAAGGUGGGAUUGAUGAAGAAAUUCCACUGUUUCACUUUGAAACAAGGCACAGCGUUUAUAGCCGUGUGUCAAUUGUUUGUGUCUGUGUUCGGUAUGAUAUUUUUGGUUCUGGCAUUGGCCCAUGCCAUGGUCAUCCAAGAAAUGGUGGUCAGAGAUACGGAAGAUGCUCUCGCGAGGGAAGCCCUGGAAGAUAUAUCAUCGAAUCAUCUUAACACGAAGAAAAUGGACAUGGCGCAUCAUAAUGCAACUGAAAUGGUUUACGCGAUAUAUUGCGGAUUAGUCGUUAUAGUGAUACAUUUUAUUUCCAGUAUUUUGCUUCUAUACGGCGCGCUGACGAACAAUCGUCACUUCAUGGCGCCGUGGUUGAUGGUGACGAUGACGAUAAUAUCAGCGUUCACGAUUUCCUUGUUCUUGGUAGAGCAAGACUGCCCCUUUAUCGCUACUCUUGGCGGUAAAGCAGGCAUCUAUGAACGUAUGUUCAUUCUCUGGCUAAUAUUCUCGAGUUCUUACGUAUGGUUUGUGGUAUACAGCGCUUACAAGAGCCUUGAAACAAAAAAAGGGCUGACCCAUAUACUUCACGGUGUGAAGAAAAAGACACCGCCAAUAUCGUCCAAAUCGCCCGUACCAGUCAUACAAAUAUCAAAAGCGGUUCAAACAUGCGCAAAUAAACCGUCCGAGGUUUAAAGAUACUAGAAAGGCGCAAAAGUAGCUACGAAAAAUCGGAUUUAUUCGUUACAACGGAUAAACUAGUCGAAGUUGAACAUGAAAAGAACGGAGGUUUUAACGAUGGCGAGAAGAUGGUAAUAUCAUGGUAGGAAAACACUGUGCGUGUUAUAUGACAUGGCGAAGAUGUUUCACUUUACAAAGCUCAAAAAACGAUCUGCAGUACAAAAUGCUUGCUUCAUAUAUUACGCAUGUUAUUUCUUGCUCGUGCAUAUUACAAUUAAUUGUUGACAAUUUGCGUUGUACAAUAACGAUACUUUGAAACCACACACUGAACAACAACGCACAGACUUACAAUUAUUCUUAAAUCUGUAAUGAUGAAACUGCAUAUCGAAAUACGACGACGCAUACAACCUAACAUAAUUUUCAAGUUCUCUUAUCGUCACGAUAAAUGUGAAUUCACUUAUGUUAACGACACUACAUUCAACUGUUUCAUUUUUCGUAUAGGCGACGAUAUUAUUCUCCUUCUGUAAGACUGAACCUUAAUUGUUAGAGCAUUUUAAGGUAACUCAUAGAUUACACGGAUAGUUAAAGAAAAAAAAAGA
Hylaeus anthracinus is the source of this 1545-nucleotide messenger RNA. RefSeq lists its product as uncharacterized. The transcript has 7 exons. Lineage: Eukaryota; Metazoa; Arthropoda; Insecta; Hymenoptera; Colletidae. The record is from RefSeq and is a predicted model, not a curated record. The coding region runs from base 275 to 961 and encodes 228 amino acids.